GUAUUAAAUGUUUACAGCUUUUGGAAUGUCGAAAAGGUAAACAAUUAGUAAACAAUAAUUAUGCCGUCGCCUUCAAGUAUUGAGGCGUUGGGACAGGACUAUGCCAAAAUAAUACGUAGUGCCGAUUUGGAAAGGGAGAUUAACCCACUGUGCACCAAUAUAGAGGAUAUGUUAGCUCGUCUGGACGAAUUUGAAUCCCUAUUGGCUUCUGUUCGUGCCGAGUCCAAUGGCAUUAUGGCUAAUCAUGUUUGCAGCAUAUUAAACUUUGGCGAAAAUUUCCAACAACUUCAAACCAGCAUAGAUAAUUUGGAGCUUAUGGUCGGACAAGUACAAGCAAAUCUCAAUUUGGUGGAACAUUCUGUUGAUGUUGCGGAGCAGGAGUUGAAUGUAACCGACUAUAGUUUAAAGGGAUUGUUUUUAAAACCGCUUAAAGCCAAAUUGGCAGGCACUGCGGAUGGCGCUCAAUCGAGUCAACUGGCCAAGAGCAAUUUACUAGAUGGGGAGUUCCAAGCGGUCCCAAUUUUCAAUUCCGAUGACUACUUUUGUCAACAGAAGGGCUCUGAGAUGGCUGAUAGUUUAAACAAUUAAAUAGUAAUAAAUUUUGUUCAGUUUCUUUUCUGGUUUAUAUAUUUA
Molecule: messenger RNA, 633 nt
Organism: Drosophila willistoni
Lineage: Eukaryota; Metazoa; Arthropoda; Insecta; Diptera; Drosophilidae
Gene: Blos4
Product: biogenesis of lysosome-related organelles complex 1 subunit 4
Exons: 2
Coding region: 61-588 (175 amino acids)
Cellular component (GO): BLOC-1 complex
Source: RefSeq, a predicted model, not a curated record